Messenger RNA from Symbiodinium necroappetens, 387 nucleotides. The record is from the annotation of a GenBank genome assembly. NCBI's taxonomy places the organism in Eukaryota, Dinophyceae, Suessiales, Symbiodiniaceae.
AUGGCUGGUGGCUUCGGCGGUCUCGUUGGAGGAGAAGGUCAGAAUCACAGGCCUCUCUCCAGUUUCACAUAUGGCAACAGGUAUUCCAAGUAUCCUGCACAUGGCUACGUUCGCGGGCAUCCUGGAGAGGGCAUGAGCAACCCGCCAACGUACCAGAUGUGUCGUCAAAUUGGUCAUGACUUCGCGGCAAUGAGAGCUACGCAGUACAGGACAAGCAGGACACAAUAUGAACACCAAGCCUUUUGCGAUGCUCAAGGUGCUUCGCGCACCACAAGCUUGCCAUGUCUGCAUCAAUCUGCCAAGCUUGGGUAUCGGCCAAAUCAGACCUUUGGCGAGACUCAUGCCAAGCGCAUUCUGGCUUCGCUGCCACCAAUCUCGCCGUGGUGA